This is a messenger RNA of Chaetura pelagica (chimney swift), 3147 nucleotides long. It is a transcript of the gene SGSM2, whose product is annotated as small G protein signaling modulator 2. Lineage: Eukaryota; Metazoa; Chordata; Aves; Apodiformes; Apodidae. The transcript is spliced from 24 exons. The record is from RefSeq and is a predicted model, not a curated record. Gene Ontology annotation, molecular function: GTPase activator activity. Bases 1 to 3147 code for a protein of 1048 amino acids.
AUGGCGCCGCGGCAGGUGCCUGGCCCCGCCCCCGUUGCCAUGGCGCCGCGGCAAGUAAAGCAGAUCAUGGAAGAAGCUGUCACACGGAAGUUUGUACAUGAGGACAGCAGUCACAUCAUCGCCCUGUGCGGUGUGGUGGAGCUGUGUCUGCUGCACAUGCUGAAGCGCCGCACUGCCGGCUUCCUGCGCACCGACAAGGUGGCUGCGCUCUUCACCAAGGUGGGCAAGACCUGUGCAGCAGCUGGAGACAUCUGCAAGAAAGUGCAGGAGCUGCAGCAGCAGGUGGAAAGCAGGAAAAAUCAGGCAAAUGGGCAGGAGCCUCUCAAGAGGCAGGGAUCAACUACAAGCAAAUCUCCUGUCCUGACACCUCAGGCCAUCAAGCACAUUUGGGUUCGGACGGCGCUGAUUGAGAAGGUGCUGGACAAGAUUGUGCAGUACAUUGUUGAUAACUGCAGUAAAUACUAUGAAAAAGAAGCUUUACUGGCAGAUGCUGUUUGUGGCCCAAUACUGGCUUCUCUCCUCGUUGGGCCGUGUGCUCUGGAGUACACCAAGCUGAAGACAGCUGACCACUACUGGACAGACCCCUCUGCAGACGAGCUGCUCCAGCGGCACCGGAUCCACGGAGCUCACGGCCGCCAGGACUCGCCUGCCAAGCGCCCGGCGCUGGGAAUCCGCAAGCGCCAUUCCAGUGGGAGCGCGUCCGAAGAUCGGUUUGCUGCUUCAGCCAGAGAGUACGUGGAGUCUCUGCACCAGAACUCCCGGACACACCUUCUCUAUGGGAAGAACAACGUCUUGGUCCAGCCGAAGGAUGACUUGGAGGCAAUUCCUGGGUAUCUCUCCCUUCAUCAGUCAGCAGAAAGUCUGACAUUAAAGUGGACUCCAAAUCAGCUGAUGAAUGGAACGCUUGGAGAUUCAGAGCUGGAGAAAAGUGUUUACUGGGACUAUGCCCUGAUAGUGCCUCUCAGCCAGAUCGUCUGCAUUCACUGCCAUCAGCAACCAGAAGGCAGAUGGACGUUGGUCUUGGUGAGUCAGGAUGGAACUCAGAGACCUCCUCUGCACUUCCCCCAAGGAGGUCACCUCCUUGCGUUCCUUUCCUGUCUGGAAAAUGGUCUUCUGCCUCGUGGUCAGCUGGAACCACCGCUCUGGUCCCAACAGGGCAAGGGGAAGGUAUUCCCAAAGCUCCGAAAACGGAACAGCAACAGGUCGGUGGACCUGGAGGAGAUGCCAGCUGAAGACACUUCUACAGACUAUGUGUUCAGAAUUAUCUAUCCAGGACACAAGCAUGAUAACAUAACUAUUAACUACCACCACUUAGCUGCCAGCCGCUCUGCCUCUGUUGACGAUGACGAGGAGGAGGAAGAUAAGCUGCACGCAAUGCUAUCAAUGAUCUGCUCUCGGAACCUCACAGCUCCUAAUAGGAUGAAAGACACCAGCGACAUGAUGGAGAUGCAAAGCUUUGGGGCAAACCUGCUCUCCUGGCAGCUGGAGCACUGCAGCCAAGGCUCCUCCUGCCUCUCCUGCUCCACGGGCAGCUCUCCCUAUGACAUCCCCAGCUGCUGCAGCUGCAUCCACGACAGAACUCCCUUGAAGAUGCUGUGUGAAAGCAUGAAGAGACAAAUAGUUUCCAGAGCCUUUUAUGGAUGGCUCGCCUACUGCCGCCACUUGUCCACCGUGCGGACCCACCUCUCAGCCCUGGUCAAUCACACCAUCAUCCCCCCCGACAGGCCCAGCAGCACCUCAGGGGGGCUGACCAAAGAGGUCUGGAGCAAGUAUCAGAAGGACAAGAAGAAUUACAAGGAACUGGAAUUACUGAGGAGAGUUUACUACGGUGGGGUGCAGCACGAGAUCCGGAAGGAAGUGUGGCCGUUCCUGUUGGGUCACUACAAAUUCGGGAUGGCCAAGAAGGAAAUGGAGCAGGUGGAUGAAGACAUCGCCCUCCGGUACCAGAAGGUCAUGGCUGAGUGGAAAGCCUGCGAGGUCAUCGUGAAGCAGAGGGAGAAGGAAUCCCAUCCCAUCACACUGGCCAAGUUCUCCUCGGGCAGCAGCAUCGACAGCCACGUCCAGCGGCUGAUCCACAGGGACUCCACCAUCAGCAACGAUGUCUUUCUCUCCGUGGAUGAGCCGGACUCGGAGCAGGAUUCCCGCGGCCAGGAGGACCCCGCGGUCACCCUGCUGCCCCCGGCCCCGCCGGAGCAGCCGCCCCUGGAGUUCGACUCCCCCGACUCGGGGCUGCCCUCCUCCCGGAACUACUCGGUGGCCUCGGGCAUCCUGUCCAGCAUCGAGGACGGGCCUAGCGGCUCCUUCGAAGAGGGGACUGAAGACCCCGAGGUGGGCAGGGCCGAGCCCGACACGCCCCGGGUGCAGCCCCGGGCAGCGCCGGGCGCGGAGCCGCAGGAGCCGCAGGAGCAGCAGGAGCCGCAUUCCCAGCGGGAUCAUCCCACGGACGCUGCUUCUGUCUGCGCUGCCUCCUACACGAUAGAGUUACUGGACACUGUGGCCUUAAAUUUGCACAGAAUUGACAAAGAUGUCCAGAGAUGUGACCGGAAUUACUGGUAUUUUACUGCUGAUAACCUGGAGAAGCUCCGAAACGUCAUGUGCAGUUAUGUUUGGGAGCACCUAGAAGAUGGUUAUGUUCAAGGCAUGUGUGACCUCCUGGCUCCUCUGAUGGUUAUACUGGACAACGACCAGCUGGCUUACAGCUGCUUCAGCCACCUGAUGAAGAGGAUGAGCCAGAACUUCCCCAAUGGAGGUGCUAUGGACACACACUUUGCCAACAUGAGGUCCCUGAUCCAGAUUCUAGACUCAGAGCUUUUUGAAUUGAUGCACCAGAAUGGAGAUUACACUCACUUUUACUUCUGCUACCGCUGGUUCCUGCUCGACUUUAAAAGAGAAUUGUUGUACGAGGAUGUAUUUACAGUGUGGGAAGUUAUUUGGGCAGCAAAGCACAUCUCUUCAGAACAUUUUGUCCUUUUCAUUGCCUUAGCACUUGUGGAAGUUUAUCGAGAGAUUAUCCGUGAUAACAACAUGGACUUCACUGAUAUCAUCAAGUUUUUUAAUGAAAUGGCAGAGCAUCAUAAUGCUGAGGAAAUUCUGAGGAUAGCAAGAGACCUUGUCUACAAAGUGCAGACAUUGAUUGAAAACAAGUGA